AUGCUCAGUGCCACACAACACCGUGUCCUUCCUGACCCGUGUACCAUCCAACAGGCUGUAAAUGCAGCACAGAGAAAGUUGGCUGUACCUCACCUUUCACAGGUGUCUCACACCAUAGGGCCAGAGAUUAUGAUACCUAUGUCAUGGCAAGGUUCAUCUAUGACACUGUUAAGUUUCGCUGGCCCCAUUGUGAUACCCCCAUCAAAUUUUGCAGGCUCUAUCAGGUAUUCAUUACAUCAUGCAGCUUAUGCUACAGAAUGCAAACACUUGGGGAAAAUUGUAUAUGCUGCUUCUCUCACUGAGACUAUUUUACUCAAGAUCACUGCAGUCUAUGAAGGUGCCGGAGCUUGCAAAAAAUGCGGAGUUGUUAUUGGGAACAUAUGUGAGGGGAAGAAGGGCAUCGACACUCAAAUUGAUGCCCCUGGACUUAUCAAGCUAGCAUUGGAGACCGUUGUGUGCGAGGAAUGA
This is a messenger RNA of Suillus discolor, 468 nucleotides long. RefSeq lists its product as uncharacterized. The coding region runs from base 1 to 468 and encodes 155 amino acids. Lineage: Eukaryota; Fungi; Basidiomycota; Agaricomycetes; Boletales; Suillaceae. The record is from RefSeq and is a predicted model, not a curated record. The transcript is spliced from 3 exons.